Molecule: messenger RNA, 757 nt
Organism: Pogona vitticeps (central bearded dragon)
Lineage: Eukaryota; Metazoa; Chordata; Lepidosauria; Squamata; Agamidae
Source: RefSeq, a predicted model, not a curated record
CCUACCAGUCUCUGUGUGAAUGCCCUGUGUUAGUCUUUGGCAGUUGUUGUCAAAUAUUGUGAAACUCACCAAACCAGUAGCACUGUGGACCCAGCAGGAUGUAUGCAAAUGGUUGAAGAAACACUGCCCUAAUCAGUAUCAAAUCUACAGUGAGUCAUUCAAACAGCAUGACAUAACUGGCCGUGCAUUGUUGAGGCUCACAGACAAAAAGCUCGAGCGGAUGGGGAUUGCGCAGGAGAGCUUACGGCAGCACAUUCUGCAGCAGGUCCUUCAGCUGAAAGUGAGGGAGGAGGUCCGAAACCUCCAGUUACUCACGCAAGCCUCUACAGAGAGUUCUCCCUAAACGUUACCAGCCUGUAAAGCUGCUGCCCUGCCACAUGAUACAGAAGUGAACUUUUCUUUCAUGAAAAAAUAAAUAAAUAGAUAAUACAGCGUAAGCAACAGCACUGCCGGAAAGAAGACAGCCACUGGAAAACUGGAGAAUUCAUCAUUAUGCUGGUCCAUCUCGUCAAGAGGAUAAACCCUGAGAAGUCUUGGUUUUCUUAUGGAAUUGAAACACGGUAUAUCAUGCAACAGUGCUCUCCAGCUAGCUAUUGAUGGAUCUUUUACACUGGAAAACUGAUUCCAGUUUUCAUCACUGUGCAUAAACUUUGUGUUCCCAUCAGGGGACUCUUGGUGACCUUCACCAAAAGUUCAUGGGGGCAUGUUUCAUUUAGUUUUUUAGCAUGGCAACUACUGGAUAAUAUUAUGUGUGAAG